This is a messenger RNA of Cicer arietinum (chickpea), 1618 nucleotides long. RefSeq names its product 2-oxoglutarate and iron-dependent oxygenase domain-containing protein CP2-like. Lineage: Eukaryota; Viridiplantae; Streptophyta; Magnoliopsida; Fabales; Fabaceae. Gene Ontology annotation, molecular function: L-ascorbic acid binding; iron ion binding; oxidoreductase activity, acting on paired donors, with incorporation or reduction of molecular oxygen. The record is from RefSeq and is a predicted model, not a curated record.
CAUCAAUAAUCUAGCUUCACAAUGGAUAAAGAUGGUGAAAAUAAAUCUAAACAAACAUCCUCCAAAUGUAGCAGAGAGCAUUUACAAAGAAAGCCAUUUCUCACUGAAAACCCUAAUUUCCCCAAAUGCAGGACGAGUCGAAGCAUGUCAUUUCACGGCGGCUCCAGUGGCCGCCGGCCGACAGCUUCGCCGUCAACUGGAAAAAACAGCGUUGAGGCUGGAAACUCUAGCAAGGGAAAGGAAAGGGCGAGAUUGAUGCUGAAUCCGGAGAAGAAUCACAAACCGGAAAAGUACGAUGACUUGGAACUCGAUAUCUCUCCAUGGAUUUUCAGCUCGUUGGAGAGAUACCUUCCGCGGCACUUGCUCCGUGCGCCUCGUGACCUGAAAGUUAAUUACAUGCGCGAAAUUUUGCACGAUUACGCGCCUCCAUCGUUGCGCUACAGAGAUCAAAAGCAAAGAGAAUAUAGAGAGAAGAUAAUGUCAAAUUAUCUGCCUCUGCAUAAAGAGUUGUACACUAUUGAUCCUGUAGCAUUCUUUGUACCGACAUUUCUGAAAGCGAUUAAUGAUAAUACAGAACAAAGCUUUAGACGCAUAAUGUCUGAACCUGCCCCAGGCAUUUUUACAUUUGAAAUGCUUCAGCCACGCUUUUGUGAGUUAUUGAUAUCUGAGUUUGAAAAUUUUGAGAAGUGGGUUAACAGAAGAACAUUUUGUGUUAUGCGUCCCAAUACAAUGAAUCAAUAUGGUGCUGUACUUGACGACUUUGGCCUUCAAACCAUGCUUAACAAGCUUAUGGAAUAUUUUAUUUGUCCGUUGUCAAAAGUGUUCUAUGCAGAAAUUGGCGGAUCAACCCUGGAUUCUCACCAUGGGUUUAUUGUUGAAUGUGGUUUACAUAGAGAUGUUGAAACAGAAUUCCAUGUGGAUGACUCAGAAGUUACCUUAAAUGUUUGCCUGGGUAGGCAAUUUACUGGAGGAGAGUUGUAUUUUCGGGGCAUGCGAUGCGAUAAACAUGUACAUACAAUAAGUCGUUCAGAGGAAUACUUUGAUUAUUCGCAUGUCCCUGGUUGUGCUGUGCUUCAUCAUGGCCGUCAUCGUCAUGGUGCUAGAGCCACAAUAUCCGGUCAUCGGAUCAACCUACUUAUGUGGUGCAGAAGUUCUUUUUUUAGAGAAAUGCAAAAGUAUAAAAGAGAUUUCUCUAGCUGGUGUGCUGAUUGCAAUCACGAGAAGGAAGAUAAGCUGCGUUCAGCAUAUGAUACUACCAGAAUGGUACUGUUGAGGAGGGAAGGUGAAACAAAUGCAUAAUUUGUUUUGUACAGCUGAUCAGUGGAAGUGAAUGAUAGAAAAAUAGUGUAGCUGUAAUCCUUUAGUCAAAACAAAGAGUCUGGGUCUCCUUAUCGAGUCUAGUCUAGGUUGUAAAAGUUUAAUCUAGAAAGGGGUGCCUUUGUUAGCUUGGAUUAACUUAUAAAUUUGUUACUACUGUUUAUCUGAUGCCUCUUAAAAGUCUCGUAUUGUAUACCUUGAGGAAUUGUGGUUUCUUCGUGUACCGUUGGAAACUUAUGACCAUGACCCAUAAAUUUAGCUUGGAGUGUCAGACAAUAAUUUUGCUAGGUUGAAAAUUUCA